CCACAUUAUCUAGCAUGACAUCUCCCCGGCCCACGGCCUGCAAGCUCCAACAACACACACCACCCGCCACCGCCACCAUCUCGUCUCACAAGACAAAGCGUGAAGCAUCUCGAACUCUUGUGAAUUGAUCCCCAAAUCCGAGCUCUCGAGAAAAUUCCUCCCCUUCCCACUCCCCUCUCCCGAGAGGCAAUCCGCGCAAGGCAGGCCCCAAACCCGGAUCAAUCCUUACAUUACAAAACCCCCUACCCACCUCCCUCGAACCAAACCAGCAAAUCGAACCGAGAUCGAUCGGGAGUGAGAGAUCGAUCGACGUUGCGGAAGCAGGAUCCGGCCAAGAUGUUCUUCUUCUUCGUGGGCGGCGUGGAGCAGGGCGCCGGGCGGGUGCUCAAGGAGGCGGCGGGGCGGUGCCUGCGGUGCGGCGGCACGGCGGACCUGGUGGAGACGGAGAAGGCGCUCAAGCUCUUCUUCGUCCCCGUCUGGCGGUGGCCCGGGAAGGACCCCGCCUACCUCUGCCGCGAGUGCGGCCUCCUCGCGCCGGGGUCCCUCGGCGGCGAGCCGGGCCCGUCGCUGCUGCCCCGGGAGUCCCGCUGCGGCGCGUGCAGCCGCGCCGUCGACCCGCAGUUCCGGUUCUGCCCCUUCUGCGGAUCCGCGCUCUGAACGGUGAGCGGCGCCUGUACUGACGUUUGCCACUCGCCGUGCCCGUAGUUUGUACUGAGCUUUUUUUUUAUGUGGAAAGUAUUGCUGUAUGCGUGUAAUCACAACUUUGGAAGCGAAAUUGUAAUGAAAAACAUCCCAUCAUGUUGGAAGUUCAGUAUACUGAUGGGGAUGUUCAGUUUUACUAUUUGUAAAAAAUUACAGUCCUUGCUUGUCAUGGGUGUUUCAGUGACA
Molecule: messenger RNA, 888 nt
Organism: Panicum virgatum (switchgrass)
Lineage: Eukaryota; Viridiplantae; Streptophyta; Magnoliopsida; Poales; Poaceae
Exons: 1
Coding region: 337-657 (106 amino acids)
Source: RefSeq, a predicted model, not a curated record